GACUCCGCCCCUCCGCAGCUGCACUACCACAGACCGCCGCCGACACAGCACAACCAAGCGCACCUCGUCGCGAACGACAACACAGUACAAUGGACCUCCAUCGGACCAGUAUAUUGAACCAGAUGGAUUAUAACCGAGAGUCGAAGGACGGGAAGGCGGCUCCGUCGACGGACGAACGGCUGGACAGCGGCCUGGACUCGCUGAAGGAGGAGGAGUACCAGGCGGUGGCGGAGGAGAUCCGCCGGCUCCGGGUGGACUCUGAGCCGCCCCAGCACAAACACGCUCCCCCAGACAACAAGGAGCAGCAGCCGGAGUGGAAAACACAGAUCACGGAGGACGGAGACACGUUGCUCCACCUGGCCAUCAUCCACGAGGCCAAGGACUACGUCAAGGCCAUGGUCGACGUGUCCAAAAACACAGACUUCCUGAACAAACAGAACGACCUGAGACAGACUCCUCUCCACUUGGCGGUGAUAACGAACCAGGCCGACGUGUGUCAUCACCUCCUGGUGUCCGGCUGCGACCCCUCCCUGGUGGACAACAGGGGGGACACGCCUCUUCACAUCGCCUGUCGUCACGGCAACCUAGUGUGCUUCAGCGUCAUCACACAGUUCUGUCAGGCCGAGCGCCUACAAACUGUCAUGGCCGCCUGUAACUACAAUGGUCAGAACUGCCUCCACCUCGCCUCCGUUCACGGUUUCCUCCUACUGGUGGAGAACAUGGUCCAACUUGGAGCUGACAUUAACGCAAAGGAGCAGCACAACGGCCGCAGCGCGCUGCAUUUGGCCGUGGACCAGCAGAACCUCUCGCUGGUCCAGCUGCUGCUGAAACAAGGUGCGGACCCUAACCUCCUGACCUCUGGAGGCCAUUCGCCGUACCACCUGACCUACGGCUACAGCAGUGCUGAAAUCAGACGAGAACUGUUCCCACGGACCGACCCCGACCUGAGGGAGCUGCCUGACAGCGAAUCAGACGACAGCGAAGAAGAGGAGGAGGACAAGUCUGACGAGGAGGUCGGCUACGACGACAUUCACUGGAACGGACAUUAGCAGGAACCUGGUGGUGAAGAGGACGUUACUGAGAACUGAGGCUGUGAUGAUGACGGUCCAGGAGCGCAGACGUGACUCGGCUCAUCUGCACCUCCUGGACCUGACGUCACAGACGCCCCGUGGCGUGGCUGACACGGCGCAGGUGUUACCACGCACAGAGGAACCAGAGACUGGCCACUGGAUGUACCAGGCUGCAGGGGCUAACAGUGAGCUGACGCAGCGUGACUGGACGGCUAGGCUACAUGUUAGCAGGAUCGCAAACCAAACCCUCCAUCCAGACAAACGUACCCGCCCCGUCCAGCUGUGGUGUAUAUUGACCUUGUAAAUGCUGUGUAUACUGAGAUGUAUUUUUUAUGGAAGCUGUGAAUCUGUACAGUUGAGAAGGUUGUUUUUGUCCCACAGAGAACAGUCCAGCGAACAGCAGUUAAAUUAAAGACUCGUAUUUAACAGUAAA
This is a messenger RNA of Cynoglossus semilaevis (tongue sole), 1503 nucleotides long. It is a transcript of the gene nfkbiab, whose product is annotated as nuclear factor of kappa light polypeptide gene enhancer in B-cells inhibitor, alpha b. The record is from RefSeq and is a predicted model, not a curated record. Gene Ontology annotation, molecular function: NF-kappaB binding. Bases 90 to 1049 code for a protein of 319 amino acids. Gene Ontology annotation, biological process: cellular response to tumor necrosis factor; toll-like receptor 4 signaling pathway. Gene Ontology annotation, cellular component: cytosol. The transcript is spliced from 6 exons. NCBI's taxonomy places the organism in Eukaryota, Metazoa, Chordata, Actinopteri, Pleuronectiformes, Cynoglossidae.